AUGGCCCCUCCAUCACAAAGGAAACGUAAAGUUGAAGAUGGAAUGCGUGGAAAGACCGAGCGACCAAAGAAACGUUUCCGCAAACAACUGGACUACCACAGCUCAAGCGACGAGGAGGAUCAGGACGAACAAGGAUUUACUCCCGUCAAUCUGAACGACAGCGACGAAGAACAGCGCCCGGGUAAAAAAGUCAAGUCGCGGAAGGAAAAGCCCCUGCGGGCUGUUGUGGAGGACGGAUCUGACAUACAAACCGACGACGAAGAUGAUGAUACGCACUCUGACGCAGCUGCGACUUCGGACGAGGACGGUCCUGAAGAGGGCCCGAACGAGACAGACAGAAGAAAACACAUAAGCAAGCGAAAUGAUCCAGAAGCAUUUUCUACCUCAAUCUCCAAGAUCCUGUCGACUAAGCUAUCACAAUCCGCUCGCAAAGACCCCGUCCUCUCGAGAAGUAAAGAAGCGGUGGAAACGAGUGUCUCCCUCGCAAAUGACCGUUUGGAGAAAAAGGCAAAGGCCAAACUGAGGUCAGAACGCAAGGAAGAGUUAGAGAAAGGAAGAGUCAAGGAUGUUCUGGGCUUGAGCUCAGGACAAGCAGGCGAAGUGGCGGAGGAGGAAAAGAAACUGCGGAAAAUCGCCCAGCGCGGCGUAAUCAAGCUCUUCAACGCUGUCCGCGCGGCCCAGGUCAAAGCGGAACAGGUAGCCAAGGAGGAACGGAAGAAGGGAACCAUAGGAAUGGCCAACCGCGAGGAGAAGGUCAACGAGAUGAGCAAGCAGGGAUUCUUGGAUCUGAUCGCGGGGAAAAAGGAUGCUCGGAGCACAACGGCGCAGUGA
Messenger RNA from Fonsecaea erecta, 831 nucleotides. RefSeq lists its product as hypothetical. The transcript has a single exon. The record is from RefSeq and is a predicted model, not a curated record. Gene Ontology annotation, biological process: maturation of 5.8S rRNA; maturation of LSU-rRNA. Lineage: Eukaryota; Fungi; Ascomycota; Eurotiomycetes; Chaetothyriales; Herpotrichiellaceae. Bases 1 to 831 code for a protein of 276 amino acids. Gene Ontology annotation, cellular component: preribosome, large subunit precursor.